UCUUGGGCAGCAGCUGGGCUGGCUGCCGCCGCUGCAUUUCUCCCCAGGAAGUGUCUCCCUUUCCCUAUUUUUGUUUCUCCCACACUUUCUAGUUCAUCCUCUAAGUUUCAAGCCUUGCGUAUUUACGGUAUUUAUUUAGCUAUUUGUUUUAAAACCAGCUCUCUCUCGGGACCCCUGGCCUGGGGGAAGCCCCCAGACUUGUUACUAACAAGUCUUGUCUAGGGAGUGAGUUUGUUCGAUUUUGGGGGGAAGGGGGCGUGGGGUUGCUGGCAGGUGACCCCCCCCCUCAGGAGGGGGCUGCCGGGGCUGGCGUCUUCUCCCGGCUACUGCUUCUAGUGCACCCGGCCCUGGACGGAACCCCAGUUGGCAUUCCGCUGAGCUCCUUCCCUCUCAGCUAUCCCCCUACAAUGGAUGGUCCAAGAGAGAAAGACUCUGCCUUGCUUAUCUCCGUCUCCACAGCUCUGCUAAAGAGGGGCGUGCAAUGUUUGUGGCGAAAUGCUCCGGUAGACCCAAAGAGUGUCUCUUCCUGGCCAAGAAAUGCUUGUCCCCAAGCACAAGAGAGCUGUGGCCAGCCUCCGAGGGAACACUGUGCCCUGCCUUCUCUGGAUGCUGCUGCUAUGGAGUGGGGACAGUGGCUGUCAGGCCCAGAGGGCAGGUUGCAAAACUGUCCACUAUGAUCUGGUCUUCCUCUUGGACACCUCCUCCAGCGUGGGCCAGGUGGACUUUGAGAAGGUCCAGCAGUGGGUGGCCAACCUGGUGGACACCUUCGAGGUGGGCGCCGAUCACACCCGCGUGGGGGUCGUACGCUACAGCGACCAGCCGACAACGGCCUUUGAGCUGGGCCACUUCAGGUCACGGGAGGCAGUCAAAGUGGCUGCGCGGCGCCUGGCCUACCAUGGCGGCAACACCAACACAGGGGAUGCUCUGCGGUAUAUCACCCGUCACAGCUUCUCCCCGCAGGCCGGCGGCCGCCCCGGGGACCGCGCCUUCAAGCAGGUGGUCAUCCUCCUGACUGAUGGCCGCAGCCAGGACCUGGUCCUGGACGCCGCGGCCGCAGCCCACCGUGCGGGCAUCCGCAUCUUUGCCGUGGGCGUCGGGGAGGCGCUGAAGGAGGAGCUGGAGGAGAUCGCCUCGGAGCCUAAGUCGGCCCACAUCUUCCACGUGUCUGACUUCAAUGCCAUCGACAAGAUCCGGGGCAAGCUGAGGCGCCGCCUGUGUGAAAAUGUGCUUUGCCCCAGCGUCCGUGUGGAGGGAGAUCGCUUCAAGCACAUUAAUGGCGGAACCAAGGAGAUCACAGGUUUUGACCUGAUGGACUUGUUCAGUGUGAAGGAGAUCCUGGGCAAGAGAGAGAAUGGAGCGCAGAGUUCCUAUGUCCGGAUGGGAGCCUUCCCCGUGGUGCAGAGGACCGAGGAUGUGUUCCCACAAGGUUUGCCUGAUGAGUACGCCUUUGUCACAACCUUCCGGUUCAGGAAAACAUCUCGGAAAGAAGACUGGUACAUCUGGCAGGUCAUCGACCAGUACGGCAUCCCGCAGGUGUCCAUUCGGUUGGACGGUGAGAACAAGGCAGUCGAGUACAACGCCGUGGGCGCCAUGAAGGAUGCUGUCAGAGUGGUUUUCCGCGGUCCCCUGGUCAACGACCUCUUUGACCGGGACUGGCACAAGAUUGCCCUGAGCAUCCAGGCCCAGAACGUCUCCCUCUAUGUCGACUGUGCGCUGGUGCAGACGCUGCCCAUCGAGGAGAGGGAGAACAUCGACAUCCAGGGGAAGACUGUGAUCGGCAAGCGCCUCUAUGACAGCGUGCCCAUCGAUUUUGAUCUACAGCGGAUCGUGAUUUACUGUGACUCCCGACACUCAGAAUUGGAGACUUGUUGUGACAUCCCCUCGGGCCCGUGCCAGGUGACAGUGUUGAGAGAGCCUUCACCCCCGCCGCUACAACCUCCCACCGCCGGCAGUGAGCAGAUCGGGUAUUUGAAGACAAUCAACUGCUCCUGCCCAGCUGGAGAAAAGGGUGAAAAGGGCUCUGAUGGCCCCGCGGGGCUCCCCGGCCCAAAGGGAGACAUGGGAGCCACUGGGCUGGUUGGAGCUCCUGGACCCAAGGGAGAGAAAGGCGACGUGGGCAGAGGGCCUUUCGUCCAAGGAGAAAAGGGCGAAAAGGGUUCCCUGGGCCCACCUGGUCCCCCUGGGAGAGACGGCAGCAAAGGCAUGCGGGGGGAGCCAGGAGAGCCGGGGCUACCUGGAGAGGUGGGCAUGCGGGGAUCCCAAGGACCACCUGGGCUUCCCGGACCUCCCGGCCAUGUUGGAGCUCCUGGUCUCCAAGGAGAACGAGGUGAAAAGGGAGCCCGAGGAGAAAAGGGGGAGCGAGGUCUGGAUGGAUUCCCCGGGAAGCAGGGAGAGACAGGAGAGCAGGGAAGACCUGGCCCUCCCGGUGCAGCGGGGCCCCAGGGAGAGAAGGGUGAUGUGGGGCCUGCAGGACCUCCUGGUGUACCAGGCUCUGUGGUGCAGAGAGAAGGCCUGAAGGGUGAGCAGGGAGCUCCAGGACUACGAGGUCACCAGGGUCCACCUGGGCCCCCAGGAGCUCCAGGUCCAACGGGUCCAGAAGGCAAGGAGGGACCUCCUGGUUUGCAAGGUCUCCGAGGGAAGAAAGGUGAAGUGGGCCCGUCUGGACUCCCUGGACCACUGGGGCUGCAGGGCCCUCCAGGACCACCGGGAGUCCCAGGACCCCCUGGACCCGGAGGCCCCCCGGGUUUACCUGGAGAGAUCGGCUUCCCGGGAAAACCUGGGUUCCCUGGGCAGGCGGGGCCGCCUGGAAAGGAUGGGCUGAAUGGACCCCCAGGCCUGCCAGGACCCAAGGGAGAGCCAGGAGAAAGAGGAGAAGAUGGUCUGCCGGGAAAACCUGGGCUUCGGGGUGAAGUUGGGGAGCAGGGCCUGGCAGGCCGACCUGGAGAGAAGGGAGAGGCCGGGCUCCCUGGUGCUCCAGGAUUCCCAGGCGUGAGGGGAGAGAAAGGAGAGCAAGGAGAGAAAGGUGAACUGGGCCUCCCAGGACUGAAAGGUGACCGAGGGGAAAAGGGUGAAGCUGGUCCAGCAGGACCCCCUGGAUUACCUGGAACUACAUCCCUGUUCACCCCACACCCAAGAGUGCCAGGAGAACAAGGGCCAAAAGGAGAGAAGGGUGACCCCGGCGUGCCUGGGGAACCGGGAUCACCGGGCCGUCCUGGAGAAUUAGGGCCUCGGGGGCCCACUGGACCGCCGGGUGCCAAGGGACAAGAAGGUGCACAUGGGGUGCCCGGACCAACUGGAAACCCUGGCGCUCCUGGACCUGUGGGUUCCCCUGGUCCCAGUGGCCCCCCAGGAAGUGUGGGCCCCCCUGGCGUCAGAGGCCCCCCUGGGAAAGAUGGGGAGCGGGGUGAGAAGGGAGCAGCAGGUGAAGAAGGGAGCCCAGGGCCAGCUGGGCUCAGGGGCGAUCCUGGUGCUCCGGGGCUCCCUGGGCCACCCGGAAAAGGGAAAGAUGGAGACCCGGGACUUCGUGGGCCACCUGGAUUACCUGGACCUCUAGGAAGCAAGGGGGACCGAGGUGCACCUGGGAUACCUGGCUCUCCCGGCAACCGUGGCGACCCAGGCAUUGGGGUUGCUGGCCCUCCUGGCCCUUCUGGACCACCGGGAGACAAAGGACCUCCGGGGUCUCGAGGCUUACCUGGAUUCCCCGGCCCCCAGGGACCAGCUGGCCAGGAUGGUCUACCAGGAAAUCCAGGAGAAAGAGGACCUCCUGGUAAACCAGGCCCCUCUCCAUUCCUGUCUCCAGGGGACAUCAAUCUCUUGGUUAAGGAUGUGUGCAAUGACUGCCCUCCAGGCCCCCCAGGCCUCCCUGGUCUGCCAGGUUUUAAAGGGGACAAAGGUCUCCCAGGAAAGCCAGGGAGAGAAGGCCCAGAAGGGAAAAAGGGAGAUGCUGGUCUCAGAGGCCUCCCAGGGGCCCCCGGAGUAGCCGGCCCACAGGGAAGUAAAGGAGAGCGUGGUGCUGACGGUGAGGUUGGACAGAAAGGUGAUCAGGGUCACCCUGGAGUUCCAGGUUUCAUGGGGCCCCCAGGGAACCCUGGGCCACCAGGAGCAGGUGGAAUUGCAGGAGCUGCUGGACCACCAGGAAUCCAAGGACCACCGGGAAAAGAAGGUCCUCCUGGCCCCCAAGGCCCAUCUGGAUUACCUGGAAUCCCAGGAGAAGAAGGCAAAGAGGGCAGAGAUGGGAAACCAGGUCCCCCUGGAGAGCCGGGCAAAGCAGGAGAGCCGGGUCUGCCAGGACCUGAGGGAGCCCGAGGUCCCCCCGGCUUCAAGGGCCAUACAGGCGAUUCUGGUGCACCUGGUCCCCGGGGAGAGCCUGGUGCCAUGGGGCCCCCUGGCCAGGAAGGGUUACCAGGAAAAGAUGGUGACAUUGGACCCACAGGGCCACAGGGUCCCCAAGGAUUGAGGGGCCUACCGGGUAAGAAUGGAUCACCUGGAUCUCCAGGGGACCCUGGAACCCCAGGAAGCCCAGGCCAGAAGGGAAACAAAGGAGAAAAUGGCAGCCCAGGGCUCCCCGGCUUCCUGGGUCCCCGUGGUCCUUCGGGAGAGCCAGGAGAGAAAGGAGUCCCAGGCAAGGAGGGUGUUCCUGGGAGGCCCGGAGAAGCAGGACCCAAAGGAGAAAGGGGAGAUCCCGGGGUCAAAGGUGACAAGGGAGCUCCUGGUGGGAAGGGUCAGCCAGGGGACCCUGGGAUUCCAGGCCACAAAGGCCACACAGGCCUGACGGGCCCCCAAGGACCACCUGGAGAGAACGGACCGGCUGGACCCCCGGGGCCUCCAGGCCAGCCAGGAUUUCCAGGACUGAGGGGGGAAUCUCCAUCGCUGGACACACUUCGGCGGCUCAUCCAAGAAGAACUCAGCAAACAGCUGGAAACCAAACUCGCCUACCUCCUGGCCCAGAUGCCCCCAGCGCAUGUGAAGGCAUCUCAAGGCAGACCUGGGCCCCCAGGACCCCCUGGAAAAGAUGGGCUUCCGGGCCGGGCGGGCCUGAUGGGGGAGCCAGGACGGCCCGGGCAGGUGGGUCUGGAAGGACCCUCUGGACCAAUAGGUCCGAAAGGGGAGCGAGGAGCCAAAGGUGACCCGGGUGCACCUGGAGUUGGCCUCCGAGGCGAGAUGGGGCCUCCUGGGAUCCCAGGUCAACCCGGGGAACCUGGCUAUGCUAAAGAUGGGCUUCCUGGGCAUCCCGGCCCUCAAGGGGAGACAGGACCAGCUGGACAUCCUGGGCCCCCUGGCCCACCUGGACCCCCUGGCCAGUGUGACCCCUCUCAGUGUGCCUACUUUGCCAACCUCGCUGCCCGACCUGGUAAUGUGAAGGGCCCCUAGAAGAUUCUGGAACACCAGGAGAUGGCAGUGGAUUUCUGAAACUUGAACUCAGAGCCUGAUGGGAAGCCAGAGGUCUUGAAACACUUCAGCCAUGUGUUUUUUCUUUCUUUUAUCAUUUGCUUUUGUUUAUUUUCUUGAGAGACCUCAAAAUUAUUAAAACCAACAGAUGCUGCCGGUCGGUCAGAUUAUUAUUAAUAUUAUUAUUAUUGUUAAUUAUUAUUAUUAUUAUUUCCUAUGAUAAUGCUUUGUGAGAUUUUUCCCCUCUCCUCUCAAGUUGGGAAAACUUGAUUUGUGGGACAGUGCAUUGUUUUUCUCAGUUCUUCUGACAGCCCCCGAUCUGAAGUGUAGCUGCCCACUUUAAGAAAACUCUUGGUGCUAUGAAACACUGACCAGACACUUGCCAACUUGACCUCUUUCCUCAAAAGGAAACUUUAAGAAAAUGCAAAGAGUUACUAUUAUUGGUCGUGCCCAGAAGUCACCCAGGGUGAAACUAUCCAGAAGUCACCACUUCCCAGGAGAGACAAGUGAAGCAGGAAGAGAAAGAAUUUGCAGACAUGAAGAAUAUUUGCGCCUCCUGAUGGAAAGUGCACACAAAGAGGACACAGUUGGUCCUUUGGGAGCAAAUGUGGCCACCUUGGUGUUUCAAGCUUACAGAAGUGAAAUAAUAGCACUUGGGUUGGCAAAGCUUCAUGGAAUCCUGUGUCUAGGCCAAAGAUGGGGAAGCUGGUAUGGAGAAAGCACCCCUGAGAGUUAAUUUGGCUUCUAAGCUUUGGAUAGGACUCCUUAAAGCUCCUCACUGUGGUUUCACUCACUUUAAUUGUAAAAUAAGGGGUCUGGUGACCACUCCCAUGUUUUCCUGAUGGUGGGCAAUCGGCUAGGGCACUGGCCAGAAUUGGCAAAUCUGUGCCUCCAGGAUUCUGCCUCUGAAAUAAAUUGCAUUGAGCGUAUGUGUGCAUGUGACAUGCCUGGCAUGAAAAGGUGC
Equus quagga is the source of this 6352-nucleotide messenger RNA. RefSeq names its product collagen type XXII alpha 1 chain (gene COL22A1). The coding region runs from base 538 to 5370 and encodes 1610 amino acids. The record is from RefSeq and is a predicted model, not a curated record. The transcript is spliced from 65 exons. Lineage: Eukaryota; Metazoa; Chordata; Mammalia; Perissodactyla; Equidae.